GGCAUCAGCAUGCUCCUUCAGCAGCAGCAGACACUCCGCCUUUUGUGAGCCCCCUCGCUGCAGUGGGAGGGGGAGCGCGUUACUAUCAAGCCCAAGGGGAGAGGCCAAGAAGUAUCCUCCAAUCCAGUGAUUCCUCUCAUUUUGAGAGGCUGCAGAUGAGUUGAGACACUCGCCUCAACACUUCCCUGGAAUACUUUUUUUUUUUUAAACACGCAUCAGUGGAUAUUUCCAUUAGGCUGCAUGCAGAAGGACUUAAAUGGACUUCCAUUCUUGACUGUUUCCUCCUCAUUGUGGGCUGAAGAUGGACUGGCUUCAAUAGAGUUUCCACUCAGGGGAUUUAGAAAAGUAGUUGGAACGGAAAGAGUCUGGGAGGAGAUCCCGGGCCUCCCCUGAAGGCUGGGUGAGUCCACCCCACUUGAGUAAUAUGAGUCAGAGUUCAGGUGUAGUGGAGUGUAAGUGGGGAUUAGCAGCUUCAGCCGCUUAUAGCUGGCAGCAAACAGUGAUUUGAAAGUGCGGAGAUUAGAGUGAAGGAGGGGACAGGAGGAUGUGAGAGCCUGCUCUCUUUCUGCUCAGGGUGCAGCUAUUAACGCACCCAGGUCCUUCCCAGCAGCCAGAGGACAAUUGAAUCAGUUGGGCUCAGACUCGGUCAAUACCCGACUCCGUCUGACCUGAUGGAAGCCACGUGAAUCGAUCGCUGGAAUGUAAAUAUUGAUGAGGAACGAGCCUCACACGUCACAAAAUCCCAUCGAUCUGGGAGCAGGUUGUCGCUCCUGUCUGCUUAAGAGGUCACUCACUCAAUUGCAGUCCAGACUUGGAGUGCUGAGUCGGCGUUAAUGUUGAGAACCGGUGGUGUUUAUCAUCGCUGGCAGGUGCUGCUGAAACUCUUCAUCAUGACUGAGGGACGUUUGUGUUGGAGGCCAGCUGACGGCUACUGAAGCAGACACAGAACUGAAAGAAGUUCAAGUUUUAAGAGCCGCCAUGUCAUGGCAGAGAGCAGAGCGAAAGCCUGAAAGUUGAAGAAGCAGAAUGCUUCCAAGCGAUGGACACACCAAACACGUGUUUCAGGAUUUGGAUUCUUGAGCUGUGAAAGAAGAGGACCAGCAUGUGUUAAACUCAGGGGCUGAAGAGGCGAGCACGGCGCUGAGGAAGAGGGUGGGGUUCUCCCUCUGCCACAGACAAAGACCUGGUCAACAGACCUGCACACAGAUCCGCACAGAACCGCACACCUUCACCAGUCAAUAUGGGCUGCAACAUGUGUGUGGUCCAAAAGCCAGAGGAGCAGUACAGAGUCAUGUUCCAGGUGAACACAAAGCAGCUCACUGGUCUCUCUGGGGACCCCACCCUGGGUGUUCGGAACCCGGUUCUGUCUGGUAUACUGAGGCAUGGAGCCCGCCAUCGCGCCGCUCUGAACGGAGCCCCCGCAGGUCUGGUGACCGUGGGCACGGCCGACUGUGUCGACAGCUGCACCCAAACAGACAUCAGCUUCCAGCAUAUGUUGACCCUUGGUCGGGGUAGCCAGCACCCCUGUGGAGCCCCUGCACCCCCGCACCCUCCCCCUUCUCCCCCUCUGCCGCCGCUGCUGGAGCCGUAUCUGCUCAAUGAACUCUUCAUGGACCACGUCUACUAUGAUCCGGUGGACUACUUUGACGUGGCUCAACACGAGGCGGACCGGCAGGAAGAGCUGGAGUACGAGGAGGUGGAGCUGUACAAGUCUCAGCAGCAGGACAAACUGGGCCUGACUGUGUGCUACAGAACAGAUGAUGAGGAGGAUCUAGGGAUAUUUGUGGGCGAGGUGAACCCCAACAGCAUUGCCGCUAUGGACGGACGCAUCCGGAAAGGGGAUCGAAUCCUGCAGGUCUGCCUCCCUCCCGACCUUGUGAGACUCGUUCAGAACCAAACCGCUGUCUUUCAGAUUAACGGCGUGGACGUCCAGGACAGAGAGGAAGCAGUGGCCAUCUUGACCAGAGAGGACAGCACGAAUGUGUCGCUCCUGCUCGCGAGACCCGAAAUAGAAGAUCAGGACGUGGAGGUGGAUCCUGAAGAGCCUGUGGACAGUUCCGCCCGCCUGGCCAGCGACCUGAUGUCAGGCAGCAGCACGGUUCUGGGGACAGUGGCGUGCGGUGUGAGCAGCUACUCGUCAGACCUUCUCCAAACGGUGCUGAGCAACAGCCAGGAGCUGGACAGCGGCGUGGGCCGCACCGAUGAGAGCACUCGCUACGAGGAGUCUUCAGAACACGACCUGCUGGGGGACGACCACACCAGCGCCCCCAACACCAAUGCCACCAACACCCCAGGCAGCAUGCGGAGGUUCCUGUCCAGCCGCGGAGGAACCCCACCGCUGCUCCGUUCCCAAGACCUGCAGUUCAGCACGGACUCUCUUUUGGGACUGGACAGUGGGGAUCCGGUGAGGGCGGCGCUGCCGGGGCUGACGGAGGAGGAGUGUGAACGCUACAAGGAGCUCUUGGAGAUCAAGUGCUUCUAUGAGAAGAACAGAGACGGGCCUCAAGAUGAAGUGUCUCUGGAUGUGAAUAGGAACGAGAACCUGACUCAGCACGAGAUGGCUCUGCUGGAGGAGGAGCUGCGUCACCUGGAGUUCAAGUGUCGGAACAUCCUGAGGGCGCAGAAGAUGCAGCAGCUGAGGGAGAGGUGUCUGAAGGCCUGGCCCCUGGAGGAGAGCGCCGGGACGAGCCCGGGAGCAGGCGGCCUGUGGGACAUCAACGAGCUCCCCGAGAAGGAACGCCUGGACAACACAGGAGGGGGGGGUCGCAGGAGCACCCCUCUGGUGAACCAGGGCCUGGAGAGGGAAGAAGCAGUGCCACCCAGGCCGAGGGGCGAGGAGCAAGCCAACCUGAACCACUCCACACACUUCAAUAAGAGGGGCUUUGAGCCAAGGAGCUCAAGAUCGCUGUCCCAAAAUGGGGGUUCCCGUCGGGCCUCAGAGGGAGGAGGGGUGAGGCGUAAGGAGAGCGACGGCUCGGACCAGAACAGCCCGUAUCUGUCCCAGCCACCCCAGAGGUACCGGAGCUGCAUGCAGCUGAGGUCCACCUCAGACCGGUUUGGAGGACUCCAGGAAGCCUCCAGGGAAGACGACAUGGACCCCGACGGGGACAGCAGCCCGAUGAGUCUGGGGAGCACGUGCAGGAAUCUGGAGCUCAUCCCCAAAGCCACGCCCACCUCCCCUCGGAUGGAGUGGAAGGUGAAGAUCCGGAGCGACGGCUCCCGUUACGUGGCCAAGCGGCCCGUGAGGGACCGUCUGCUGAAGGCGCGCGCCAUGAAGAUCAGCGAGGAGCGCAGCGGCAUGACGACGGACGACGACGCGGUGAGUGAGAUGAAGAUGGGCCGCUACUGGAGCAAAGAGGAGCGCAAGCAGCAGCUGCUGAAGGCUCGGGAGCAGCGGCGGCGUAAGGAGUUCAUGAUGCAGAGCCGCUUGGGCUACCUGAGGGAGCGCGACACAGGCCAGCAGGGGGCGACACAGUACGAGUCCAAUAACGUCCUGGAGCUGUGCCAUCGCAAGAGCAGCAAGAAGCGUAGUCGCAGAAUCCUCGACAACUGGUUUACAAUUCAAGAACUUCUGACUCACGGGAGCAGAUCUUCUGAUGGGUCAAAGGUCUACAACCCCCUGCUGUCUGUUACCACCGUGUGACGGUCUCCAGGAGCACAAACACGUCAAAGAUCAACUGAAGCCGUUUUCAGCUUCAGUUUAGCCACAUUCAAUUCAAUUCGUGACUUUGUUUUUUAACAAAAAAAAAACCCUCCCAUUUUGACACAACUUAACUAAAAAAUCACUUACCAUGGAAAAGUUCCACACAUACAUUUUUCCAAGACAUUUCAAUUCAACGAAGAAAAGCACAAACAACUCUGGGCGUGUCGGCGUCUCCGUACUGUAAACCAACAGCGACACCUGCUGUUAGAAAGGAGCACAACCCUUAUAGUUUCCUAAGUUACGCUCAACAUCGAUGUUACCUGAAGCACUGACUAGAUCAGCACUAGCUGAGUUUCACGAUGCUCUUUGUGUAUAUAUAUAUUUGAUUUGACGCCAGCCAUGAAGCACAUUUUGUGAUACGAAAGUACAAAUGUUCUGUGUACUAAUAACUGUUGAAGCAAAUAACCAGGUUGACUGACAGACCUGAAGCAUGUUUGAAGCCGCAGGGCCUUUUUGAAUACAAACUUUUCUUAAUCUGUUCUUGUUGGUGUUUUCUAGAAUAGAAUGAAAUCCAGCCGUUUUUUCGACUUUGUGGCGUCUUGUCUAAUGUUU
This is a messenger RNA of Synchiropus splendidus (mandarinfish), 4255 nucleotides long. Its product is annotated as PDZ domain-containing protein 4-like. The record is from RefSeq and is a predicted model, not a curated record. NCBI's taxonomy places the organism in Eukaryota, Metazoa, Chordata, Actinopteri, Syngnathiformes, Callionymidae. The transcript has 6 exons. Bases 1241 to 3643 code for a protein of 800 amino acids. Gene Ontology annotation, molecular function: protein binding.